This is a messenger RNA of Camponotus floridanus (Florida carpenter ant), 1602 nucleotides long. RefSeq lists its product as uncharacterized. The transcript has 6 exons. Lineage: Eukaryota; Metazoa; Arthropoda; Insecta; Hymenoptera; Formicidae. Gene Ontology annotation, molecular function: sequence-specific DNA binding. The record is from RefSeq and is a predicted model, not a curated record. The coding region runs from base 530 to 1168 and encodes 212 amino acids.
GCAUUUUCGUAAAUACCGCCCGGUCAGACGUCGUAGGUAUCGACGGACCACGCGUCGUAGCUAUCUCCGAAAACGUAUUUGACCGACAUAUCUUGUUGAUAGUCGGUGAUUGGUCAUGCUCGUUAGCCAUGCGUUUAUUGAACUCGCGGUCAUCGAGACAUAACCUGGUGUCAUUCGAUUUUAUAUCGAAUUUGACAAAAGGAUUCCCGUGUUGCGUGGAUGUGCGCUUGAUUUUCCCCAUCCCUUCUAAAUCGGCUAAGUUCGGUUUUAGCUUUUUCCGUUGUAUCUCCGGUGCGGGAUGUUGUUGCAUUUGAACCAUGGAGAUAAAGGAAAGAGUAUAGAGCCGCGAAAUUGAAGCCGAAGUGGGGAAGAGGGGUAAGCCUUCAGCCAUCUUGUUCCGCGAAAUUAGUGCUGCUAUCUAAUGCAGAGCAGAGCUAUUUGCUACUUAAUAUAGUGUGAAGGAGUGCUAAGUAAAAUUAACUAAGAAGAAGAAGAAUACGAUAUACAAGUAAAUUAAGUGCAUAAGAAAAUGCCAUCGUGUAUUUUGAAAACUUGUUAUAACAGAACCUUCCGAAAAUCACAUAAACAAGAAGAACUCGAAAAAAAGCAGAAGAUAACUUUUCACACGUUUCCAAAAAAUACGUACAGACGAAAGCAUUGGUGUGAAAUAUUACAGUUGCCUGAGAAUUCUAUAAAAUCAAAUUCAGUAAUAUGCUCAAUGCAUUUUCAUGAAGAAAGUUUCGAUAAAUCGUCACGACGCUAUAUUAGAUUAAAAGCUGAUACCAACCCAUAUUUACCUUCACAAGCAUUAUCAAUGCAGAGGAAAUCUCCAAUAAAAUGUAUAGAGCAAAUAUAUACAAAAAAAUGUACAGUUACUUCAGAAAAGUUAUUGUCUAACAAUGAAGAUCACAUAAGAGGAAUUCUAAACUUGCAAGCAGACAAUAUAUCUACUGAACAAAUGGAUGCAGCACAAAAUAUUGAUGUUUUUAAUAUGGAAAUGCUCAUAUGUGAAGAAACAGUUAAUAAAAAAAGAAGAAGCAAUAAUGUCAUUGCUCCUGAUACGCAUCUUAAACAAGAAAUUGCACAAUCAUCUCCAAAAAUAUCAAGAGUGUCAAUACUUCAGUGUCUCCAUGGAAAAUUUAUAAUUCACCCAACAAAAAACAGUUAAGAGAAGAAUUAAGAAGAACGAAAGAACAGUACAAUCUGCGGAUAAAAACUCUAACACAAAAAACAAGACGCAUGAAAAAAAAGAUAGUGUCACUGGAAAAUAUAUUAGAAGCUAUAAAACAAAAAAAUUUCUUAGAAGAAGAGCAACUGUACAAUUUGAAAGCAAAGGGCAGAUGAUUAAAUGGGAUCACAUUGUUGCAUUGCACGAACUUCAACAAAAUGAAGGUUUACAUCUCGGCAAUAAAUUACGGCAACAACAUAUACAGUACCAUAAGAAGAAAAUGAAUGUACGUUUUGCUACUCAGGUAUGCAGUGCAUCUGUUGCAAACGCUCUUAGAACUGUGUUACAAUUAGAUAAGUUUACUGAUACAGAAGCAACAGAAGAAUAUCUUAACAUGAUAAACGACUUAUUUGAUAUAUUUAAUUCUAGAAACU